Messenger RNA from Humulus lupulus (European hop), 850 nucleotides. RefSeq lists its product as uncharacterized. NCBI's taxonomy places the organism in Eukaryota, Viridiplantae, Streptophyta, Magnoliopsida, Rosales, Cannabaceae. The transcript has a single exon. The record is from RefSeq and is a predicted model, not a curated record. Bases 67 to 630 code for a protein of 187 amino acids.
AUAUAUACAUACAUAGAUAUUAGAUACACAAAGGUAUAUUUGUAUCUGAAAAUUUGAAAACUCAAAAUGGAGAAACUGAAGAAGAAGAUAGCAAAGCUUCUUCCUCAAGCAGUGACUUUCACAAGCCCUCCUCCUAGCCCACGCAAGGCUCCCACUGCUGUACUACUCGUCUCUCUUGUUCCUGCCGAGGCUAGACUUAGGCCCAAUUACGGUACCAGUUUUGACACAAAGGAGCCUUCUUCUCCCAAGGUCUCUUGUUUGGGCCAUGUCACUAAGCCCAAGUCCAAGCCCAAGCCCAAGCCCAAGCACAAGCCCAAACAGCAUAAGGAGAGUUUGAUCAUCAAGAUUUUCAAGGGACACAGAAGAAAAGGAGGUAAGCGUUGUAGUGUUGGUGGUGGUGGUUCUAAGGAUGGCUCUGUUGUGAAGAAGGUUCCUCAAUUGGGCCUUAUGAACAAGUUUGAGAGUGGCCGUGGUGGUAUGUUAUCGGACUUUGAUUGGACGGCCCAUGUAGAUGUUUUGGGCCCAGAUUCUGAAAAAUGCCAUAUUGAGGUUGAGUCAAAGAAAGAAGUCAAUCUUUGGGAAAGAAGGAAUAAGCCAGGUCCUCCUCCUCCUUUGUUUCUUAAAAUGUAAACCUUAUUAUUAAGCUUUCUUUACUGUGUCUUUACUAUUAAAUAGUUAAAUUUGCUAUUUUUUUCUUCUUCUCACCAUUUAAUUCAAGGCAGAAAAGAAAUAAAGCUCAUGAUUUUGUAAAAUUUAAUUUUCAUGAUCUGAAUGUGUUUUUCUUACUUAACUUUAUUAUUGUAUGAGAAGGAAUUGAAUUUUAGCUGAAUUGAAUGGUAGAUUUAUUAUA